ACUUUUCCUUUGUAAAUUACGACGAUGUCUUAAUUCAACCGAAUUUCCAAUAUGAAAACAGGCUCUGUUAGAUAUCUGCGAAUUCCAGCGUUGUUUUACGAACCAAAAUCUAUAUGUACCUACUAUAUAAUAAAGUCAUCUGUAGACGUCAUACCUGCUUUAUAAAUUUUAUUGGGAUUAUAUAAGUAACGUUAUAAAUUUUUUCGAAAUAAGCCACUAUCUCCACUAUUACUUUUUUAUCUAUUUCAGUAAAAACAAGACGCCUCAGUUGACUGACUGAUUUAACAGAAACAGCAAGAUGAGUUUAAACGACAUUGAAAACUGGGUUAAGAAAAUUGCCUGUUCCUUAGGAAUUCUUCAAGGACUGGCCUAUGCAAUCCUGGCUCUGAUAUGUAUAAUCGUAUACAACGACACACCACCCAACCUCCCUGAGAAUAGUUACAUGGACAUGCUGAACGCUUUCUGGUACACGUUUUAUUUGGGACCUAACUUACGUUCGUUUGAAGACCAAACUUUAUAUCCACGUGUUUUUGCUGGUUUCGCUUGGGUCUAUUUAAUUCUCCACAUCAUCUGGAUAGGGGUUUCAGUUUUCGCGUUGCGUGAACAAAAUACUCAGGUCCAGAAGUAUUUGAAGCUUUGGAGUUACAUCACAUUUGUUAUUUCUUUGUGGGAUUUUCUAGUUGUCAUUAUUUUCGGAUCAGAUUAUGGCAAGUGCUUAAGUUACGUCGACAAGUACUUUUGGAUCCCAACUGAGAAAAUCGCCAAUCAACUGAUCUGUGCUAAUGCAGUUUUGCCAGUGUUGGUAAUCGCAGCUCGAGGAUUUGUAUUAUGGGUUGUUAAUGUUAUUUUAGCAGCGGCUACACUCAACAUGAGCAGACGCUUCAAAACGCCAGUGCAGCCACCUGCAUAUGUUUCACCGAUUGGUUUCCACAUACAACAUCCUGUUGGCCAGCCUCUUCCAGAUCGUCCGCAGCCAGUGACGUGCUCACUACCCCCUCCACCAAAUUCGCAGUAUCCAGUUCAAAUUCCAGAACCGGAUUACGACUGGCCUUCGUCACCUUUCAGAAAAUGAGUUUGAUAAUAGGUUUAGAUAAAAAAAAACAAUAAUUUAUUACAUUACUUGUUAUUUUUGUCUAGAUUUUACCAAGCAUGAUACUCUUUUAUGAUGUAAAUAUAGUUUUAGUGAUUUCUUUUAA
Molecule: messenger RNA, 1196 nt
Organism: Zophobas morio
Lineage: Eukaryota; Metazoa; Arthropoda; Insecta; Coleoptera; Tenebrionidae
Exons: 6
Coding region: 299-1072 (257 amino acids)
Source: RefSeq, a predicted model, not a curated record